Neohortaea acidophila is the source of this 969-nucleotide messenger RNA. RefSeq lists its product as uncharacterized. Bases 152 to 817 code for a protein of 221 amino acids. The transcript is spliced from 3 exons. Lineage: Eukaryota; Fungi; Ascomycota; Dothideomycetes; Mycosphaerellales; Teratosphaeriaceae. The record is from RefSeq and is a predicted model, not a curated record.
ACGCAACCCCACGAACCCCCAAACCCCAAGCAAGCAACAAUCCAGCCAAUCUCGUCGUCGCAUCGCCCUUAUCUCCCGCACGGCUAGCACGUGCAACAAGCCUCGUCGGCAAACAAGCUUCCUGGGGAAGGCAGGCGAAGCUUUCGAGCCAAUGUCCGGGGUUAGGCUUAUCACUCGCCCGCCACGCAGCCCUGCAACCUUCGACCCGUGCAACCCGCGCGCGCAAUCAGGCCUGGGGUUGCAGCCAGUCGUGGAGCGUUUAAAUAUCGCAUGCUUCGCCAAGGAUGGGGUACAUUUACUCGCUGUGUUCCUGUUGUCUGCUUUUUCGCGCUCCAUAUUGAGCCCGUUAUCAGUGCCAGAUUGCCCUCUUUGCACUACUCAUAUACUGUCACUUGCAGCUCCACUCAUGUUCGGCGAGGCUUCUUUGCAACCUCAAGCACUGCAUAUAGAACACUCUGCUUCCUCGCCUGCCAACGGGAAUUGCAGACCUAGUGAAGACACUCUCGUCAACCGUCGACGAUCUAGCGACAACACGCUCUUCGAACGGAGCACGAUGCCUCAAGCGUGCAACACGAUCACACCACAGGAAGAUGUAGCGCGGAAGCGCAGUUUCGGCAUCGGGGGCGCGGGAAACAUUCGCUCUGCCGCGCAGAUCCAGGCUAGGAUUGAAGAGGACGGGAGGAAAGGGAAAGACGAAGAAGGACGUCGGGACAGCAUGUGGUCGAGACGGAGCUCGAGGAAUGGGUCGAUCGUGGGCAAGCUAUUCCGGAAGGGAUCGAAGAGUUCCGAGUCGGCGAUUGUGGAUGAUUCUGCGUGAAUGUGAGGGAAGAGAUAAUCGUGCUGCAAGAGCGUGUGUGAUUUUGGGAAAGGCUAGGCGUUUUGGUGUGCGAGUAAGUCGUUACAAGAAUGUUGACUCAUUGACACGUAUAACCUCCGUCGAUGAUCAUGCUGUGGCCUGUCACGAACGCC